Molecule: messenger RNA, 1263 nt
Organism: Triplophysa dalaica
Lineage: Eukaryota; Metazoa; Chordata; Actinopteri; Cypriniformes; Nemacheilidae
Gene: mboat4
Product: membrane bound O-acyltransferase domain containing 4
Exons: 3
Coding region: 1-1263 (420 amino acids)
Biological process (GO): lipid modification; peptidyl-serine octanoylation
Cellular component (GO): endoplasmic reticulum membrane
Molecular function (GO): serine O-acyltransferase activity
Source: RefSeq, a predicted model, not a curated record
AUGGAUCUCUUCUGGAUAUUUUUUUAUGAUAACCCACAACUGUUUUACCAGUUCCUGAACAUCCCUUUUGCUCUACUGUUGUACUAUUUAGCUAGACAGGGACAUCUCUCAAUAGUCAGCAGGCAUGUUUAUUUGACGCUGGGAGGCUUCGUCCUGGCUAUCGCAACGAUGGGUCCAUACAGUGUUCUUCUGUUCUUCAGUGUUAGUCUUGCUCUUUUUCUCACUCAUUUUCUGGAGCCAGUGCACAUCUUUCGAUGGACUUUCGGACUACAGAUGUGCUGGCAAACGUUCUGGCAUUGCUACAUCCAGUUCCAACUAUAUUGGCUUCAGGAAACACCAGACUCGAGGCUUUUGUUGGCCACGUCAGCUCUGAUGUUGAUGACCCAACGUGUUUCUGCUCUGUCUCUGGAUCUUCAGGAAAGAACCGUCUUUAGAGGAUUUCAGAUGAGCACCAUUUCAUUUCUGAGUUACUUGUUUUGUUUCACGUCUCUCCUCGGAGGACCGCUUUGCAGUUUCGACACUUUUGCGGGGUCUGUUAGACAAAUGAGCCGGACUCCACCCUUGGCCACCUGUGUGGGUAAUCUCGCAUCAAAAACAUUGCAAGUUUUCCUUUUGGUUUUGAUGAAAUAUUUUCUAAAUUUGCUCCUGAAGUCUUCUUAUACCUUGCAAGGAAACAGCUGUGCUUUUCAAGAUAUAUUAGGGAUUUGGAUAUUAGCCCUGUUACUAAAAAUGAACUAUUAUGCACACUGGAAGGUAAGCGAGUGUGUUAACAACGCUGCCGGCAUGGGUCUCCGGGGAAACAAGCGAAGUGGAAAAGCAUCAUGGGACGGGUUGUCUGAUGGCAACCCAUGGGUGACGGAAAUGUCAAGCCGUCCUUCGGUGUUUGCUCGGGAGUGGAACAGAACCACAGCGGAGUGGCUUCGGAGGAUGAUCUUUCAAAGAUUCGACAGAUUCCCGUUGUUCAUGACCUUCGGGUUCUCAGCUUGGUGGCACGGCCUUCAUCCAGGACAGAUUUUGGGCUUUCUCAUGUGGGCCGCCACUGUGCAAGGUGACCACAAGUUACAUCGCUUUCUAAAACCAAAGCUAACAUCGCUGUGGAGGAAAAGGCUGUAUGUGUGUCUAAGCUGGACUUUUACUCAGCUGACCACUACAUGUGUUGUUGUUUGUGUUGAGCUACAGAGUUUAGCGUCCGUCAGACUGCUUUGUUCUUCAUAUUUCACUGUCUUUCCACUCCUGAGUGUUCUCUCCAUUAUAAUCCUGUGA